This is a messenger RNA of Medioppia subpectinata, 1236 nucleotides long. Lineage: Eukaryota; Metazoa; Arthropoda; Arachnida; Sarcoptiformes; Oppiidae. The record is from the annotation of a GenBank genome assembly.
AUGGAUGACAUUUUUGGUGUCUUUCGUUACCCAAUAACCGAUGCGCCGAUCAAUAGGGUAUACGCGGGAAGUGAUGCCGAGUUCGCUGAGUCUCCCUAUACUGUGUUCAUUAAAUUCGACACACCCGGCAAAGUGGGCGCCAUUACGUGCACCGGUAGUAUACUAAACAAACGCUGGGUCCUGACAGCAGCCCAUUGUAAUUACAAUAAAACAACAUUAAGGGAUAUAUACAAUAGGAUUCGGGUGUUUGUGGGCGACAAUCAGCACCCGGAGGGCGGAGAGUGUAUACGCGUUGAAUUGCAUAAUAUGUUUCGACACCCGGAUUAUAACCCACAUCUUGAUCUCAACGACAUAGCCCUCUAUAAGCUAAACACUGACAUCGAUAUAAACGGGUCAAUAGAGUCGGUUCACUAUAAGGCAAACACUGUAUGUCUACCGCAAUAUGACAUUUCUAAUCUCGGACUCAAUUGGGAACGAGAAUUUGCCACCGGAUUUGGUUGGGGACAGUUGUACAGCACAAACAACAUGGUCUGGAGGGCCAAAGUGUUGCAAAGGGCCGAGGUACUUUUAGAGGGCCUUAACGUUGCCUGCAAUUCGCUAUUAUGUUCACGCCUUGAUUGGGUGCCUGAAAUGAUUACCAGGAUUUGUGUGGGUGAUUCCGGGGGUCCAUUGGUUCAGUACGUGGACAGACACCGGUCGCGGGCAGUCAUAAUAGGUGUGACGAGUUAUAUCUGGACCAUUAAUAACACCGUGUUGUGCAACGCCAACAUACAUAGCCAAUACUGGACUCCCGUGGCUUUCCAUAAUGCGCCGACCAAUAGAGUAUACUCGGGAAAUGAUGCCGAGUUUGCUGAGGCUCCGUAUACUGUGAACAUUAAAUACGACACACCCGGCAAACGAGUAUACUCGGGAAAUGAUGCCGAGUUUGCUGAGGCUCCGUAUACUGUGAACAUUAAAUACGACACACCCGGCAAACGGUUUGCCAGUUUGUGCACCGGUAGUAUACUAAACAAACGCUGGGUCCUGACAGCAGCCCAUUGUAAUUACAAUUACACAACAUUAAAGGAUAUACAUGAAAGGGUGCGGGUGUUUGUGGGCGACAAUCAGAACCCGGAAGGCGGACAGUCUAUACGCGUUGAACUGCAUAAUAUGUUUCUACACAAAAAUUAUAAACCUGGUCGUGAUCUCUACGAUAUAGCGCUCUAUAAGUUAAACACUGACAUCAAUAUAAACGGG